Molecule: messenger RNA, 2393 nt
Organism: Poeciliopsis prolifica (blackstripe livebearer)
Lineage: Eukaryota; Metazoa; Chordata; Actinopteri; Cyprinodontiformes; Poeciliidae
Product: lutropin-choriogonadotropic hormone receptor-like
Exons: 11
Coding region: 19-2100 (693 amino acids)
Biological process (GO): follicle-stimulating hormone signaling pathway; male gonad development
Cellular component (GO): membrane
Molecular function (GO): follicle-stimulating hormone receptor activity; luteinizing hormone receptor activity
Source: RefSeq, a predicted model, not a curated record
GCUGGCCCGGUGUCACGAAUGGCUCCCCGGGCGGUCUGGCUCCUGGUCGCGCUGUCCGCUGUCCUGAAACUGCGCGCCUGCUGGGCUUAUACCUGUCCGGCCAUCUGCCGCUGCAGCGCCGACACGUUUCAGUGCAACAGAGACACUCAGCUGGCCUCCAGGACCGCAGCAACAUCUGUGCUGCGACUAAGGUUCACCCAGCUGCCCUUGAAACAAGUUCCCACUCAUGCCUUCAAGGAGCUGAUCAACAUUACCAUAAUAGAGAUCUCCCAGAGUGACUGCAUCACACAUAUUCAGAAACACGCAUUUUUCUCCCUCCACAAUCUGGCGCAGAUCUCAGUGCAGAAUAUCAACAGUCUGAGGGUCAUUGAAAGGGGAGCCUUCACAGAUCUGCCCAGGUUGGAAUAUUUGAGCAUCUCAAACACAGGCCUAUCACACUUCCCAGACUUGACAACCAUAUCCACCCUGGCAUCAGAUAUCAUCCUAGAAAUGGCAGACAACAUGAGGAUCGACAUCAUUCCUGCCAAUUCCUUCCAGGGCAUCACAAAGGAGUACGUUGACAUGAACCUGGUUAGGAAUGGCUUCAAGGAAAUAAAAUCUCAUGCCUUCAACGGGACCAAGCUCAACAAUCUAAUAUUGAGGGACAACAGGAACCUCCGUCAUAUUCAGGAAGAUGCUUUUGAAGGAGCCACAGGUCCAAGCUAUUUGGAUGUUUCGUCCACGGCUCUCACUUCCCUGCCAAGCAAAGGCCUGAGUCAAGUACUGUCUCUGAAAGCCACCUCAGUGUUCACCCUGAAAAGCCUCCCGCCGUUAGAUGGCCUCGCCGAGCUGCUGGAGGCCGAGCUCACUUACCCGAGCCACUGCUGUGCUUUCCACACGUGGCACAGGAAGCAAAGGGAAAGUGCUUCAAGGAACUUUACCAAGUUGUGUGAUCUCAGCAACUCAGAAAUGGAGCCCACAGAUGACGGCAUGAAUCUCGUCUUCGACAUAAGCUUCCAAUACCCGGACCUUGAGUUUGGAUGCCAUAGCAGACCAUUCGUAAUGUGUACGCCAAUGCCAGAUGAGUUCAACCCAUGUGAGGACCUGCUGGGCUUCCCAUUCCUGCGCUGCCUCACCUGGAUCAUCACGGUCUUUGCUGUGGCCGGUAACCUGGCCGUCUUGGUCAUCCUCCUCAUCAGCCGCCACAAGCUGACCAUCUCGAGAUUCCUCAUGUGCAACCUGGCCUUUGCCGACCUGUGCAUGGGGCUCUACCUGAUGCUGAUUGCCUUCAUUGAUUUCAACUCCCGCCACGAGUACUACAACCACGCCACCAGCUGGCAGACAGGACCCGGCUGCAGCACGGCCGGGUUCCUGACCGUAUUCGCCAGUGAGUUGUCCGUCUACACGCUGACUGUCAUCAGCCUGGAGCGCUGGCACACCAUAACCAACGCCAUGCACGUAAACAGGAGGCUGCGGCUGCAACAUGUGGCGGCCAUGAUGGCGGCCGGAUGGGGAUUCUCCCUGCUUGUCGCUCUGCUUCCUCUGGUGGGAGUGAGCAGCUACAGCAAGGUGAGCAUCUGCUUGCCCAUGGACAUCGACACGACAGGCUCUCAGAUUUACAUCAUGGCCGUUCUCAUCCUCAACGUGGUCGCGUUCCUGGUCGUCUGCUUCUGCUACGUAUGCAUCUAUCUCAGUGUCCACAACCCGGAGCAUGCCACCCGCCACGGCGACACCAAGAUCGCCAAGCGCAUGGCCGUGCUCAUAUUCACAGACUUCAUGUGCAUGGCACCAAUCUCCUUCUUUGCCAUCUCGGCCGCGCUGCGCAUGCCCCUCAUAACCGUGUCCCACUCCAAAAUCCUGCUGAUUCUCUUUUACCCCAUCAACUCCCUCUGCAACCCCUUCCUGUACACCAUCUUCACUCGCGCCUUCAGGAGGGACGUGUGCCGGCUGCUAAGCCGCUGCGGCUGCUGCGAUGCCAACUCCGAUUUCUACAGAUCACAGACUGUGGCGUCGCAGCACACCUGCAUCAACAAAGUGGCCGACAGAAAACCUCACUCACUGAGCUUUUAUGCCUAUCACAUUAAGAUGAAGGGCUGCUUUCUAAGUAAGGGAGCGACAUGACUGUCAGCGUGCGGGCUGGGAACUCAGAGGCAACAUCUGCUCGCUGAAGAUGCCGCGUUUGAGAAUUAAGGUGAAGGUGGAGAGACUGCUGCCGUCACACAUUGCAAAUAUCUGAGAAUCUCAUCGGGUUUAUUUUGCAAACAGAAAAUGUUCAUUUGAACCGAGGAGGUUUGAAGGUAAGGAAAGUGCAUCCUCUCUUCUGUACAGAUAGCAGAUAGGUGGAGAACAAAAGAUAAGCUUGUUGAAAAAAUGUAAAGCAUCACUGUUUGGUUGUACUCUACACUAUUGCUCAA